AUGAGCGUUCGGUUUCAGGUGAAGUCAUUUGAGGAGCUCUCUGUUCAAGAGCUCUAUCAAGUAUUGCAACUGCGCAGUGAAGUGUUUGUGGUGGAACAAACCUGCGCUUACCAGGAUGUGGACGGUAAGGACGUUGAGGCAUUGCACCUACUCGGAAUUUUUGAAGGUGCCAUUGUGGCUUACGCACGCCUGUUCGCCCCUGGAUAUUCCUUCGACAACGCCUCUUUAGGUCGAGUGGUAAUCAGUGCCAAUUACCGUGAUCGGAAGUGGGGGCACGAUUUGAUUAAUUCAGCCAUUUCCAGUAUCAAAGAACUUUAUGGUGAGGAUAAAAUAACCAUUUCCGCACAAUUGUACUUGAAAAAGUUUUACGAGGGCCACGGUUUUGUUCAGGAUGGCGAUGGAUAUCUCGAAGACGACAUUCCGCACAUCAAGAUGGUCAGAGAGUAG
This is a messenger RNA of Lachancea dasiensis, 447 nucleotides long. Lineage: Eukaryota; Fungi; Ascomycota; Saccharomycetes; Saccharomycetales; Saccharomycetaceae. The record is from the annotation of a GenBank genome assembly.